Rhodotorula graminis WP1 is the source of this 1567-nucleotide messenger RNA. RefSeq lists its product as uncharacterized. The transcript has a single exon. The record is from RefSeq and is a predicted model, not a curated record. The coding region runs from base 6 to 1136 and encodes 376 amino acids. NCBI's taxonomy places the organism in Eukaryota, Fungi, Basidiomycota, Microbotryomycetes, Sporidiobolales, Sporidiobolaceae.
GCCCGAUGCCGCACACGGGCACCCACACGCCGCCGCAGGCGAGCCCGCCGCUCUCGUCGAGCUUCGGCGGCGCCUCGUCGCCUCCACCCGCGGUCGCCGCCGUCGCCAACAACUCGGCCGCGCAGCAGCAACUGCGACCACCGCGAGCGUCGUCGACGUCGCCCCAUCCGACUCCACGAGAGCAGGACCCGUUCCUCGCCCAGACGGCCGCCAUCCCGCUCAGCGAGCGCGACCGCCAAGAAGGCUACGACGUCGAGCUCCUCAAUGCCCGCCCGCGCGGCCGCUACUCGAGCGACCUGGGCGCCGGUGGUGGCGACGACGACUCGCUCGGUGGCGGCCGGGAGAAGUACGGCUCGGGCCUGGCGGCGGUUCACUCGCACCCGGGCCUCGGUGGCGGCGGCGAGGGAGCGGCGGCACCAGCAGUUCCCGCCCUCGGCGCGCUCGGAGGUGCCGGCCUCGGGCCAGUCGGCAGUGGGGCAGGGCUCGCAGCAGGGCCAGGAGUGUCGUACGGCGCCAUGCAGCACGGCGGGCCAGGUGCGCCAGCAGGCGCGGCGGCCAAGGAGUACGGCGCCGACUCGUCCGGCGGCCACUCGGGCGCGACGGCUCACAGCGGCAAGCGGCGCCGCCCGUGGUACCUGCGCCCCUUGACGCUCCUCAUCCUCGCCCUCUUCAUCGUCGCCGUCGCGCUCGCCGUCGGCCUCGGCGUCGGCCUCUCGGAGCGCGACUCGCGCGACAAGUCGGACGACCUCUCGGCCUCGUCGGCCAACAGCACCUUGCGCUCGCGCCUGUCGACGUCCCGCACUCGAUCCCCAACCGCCUCGACCGGGCUUGUCAUCCCCUCGUCCGACACGUCGUUCUGGUCGUCGCUCGCGACCGGCACCGACGAGUCGUCGUCGGGCGCCGCCGACGAGACGGCCUCGGGCAUCUCGACCAACGCGCCGUCGAGCAUCACGUCGAUCCCGUCGCCCGUCACGGCGACGACGCUCGCGACGACGGGCAAUCUCCCGAUCCCGGCCAACAGCUCGACCGUCAUCUCGGGCACCACCAUCUCGGUCCUGUCCAACACCGACGAGUCGACGACGGCGAGGGCGACGGCGGCCGCGCGCAUGCGCCGCACCAUGCUCUUCACCGCAUGAGCCCCCAUCCCCUCCCUGCAUCUUCUCGCUGUACCCUCCACCCUCAUCGGCGCGGCGUCGCCCAUCGUCGUCGUCGUGGUCGUCGUCGUUCGUCUGCUCGGACGCCGGAUAUACCCUCGCCUCGCCCCUUCCCGCCGUCCCUCCCUCUCGCACCUCUCUUUCCCACGCCGCCCGUCACUCGUCACACCCGCACCCUCGGUCCCACCUCGCUCUCAUACCCUAGUUGCUCGCGCCCCCUCUUGCCCUUUCCCUCGUUGUCUUUCUUCCACCCUUCUCUCUCCCUCGCCCGCGCCGUCUCUCUCCUGGUUAUCCCUCAGACAGACCCUCUCUCUCACUCUCUCGCUCUCGUCGCGCCGUAGUCGUCGUCGUUCCCCCGCAGCAUCGCGCCUCUCUUUGUGCAACCCUCGCCUCGCGUUCACUCGUGCCCCCUC